Molecule: messenger RNA, 3523 nt
Organism: Dermatophagoides pteronyssinus (European house dust mite)
Lineage: Eukaryota; Metazoa; Arthropoda; Arachnida; Sarcoptiformes; Pyroglyphidae
Biological process (GO): anterograde dendritic transport of messenger ribonucleoprotein complex; intracellular mRNA localization; germ cell development
Cellular component (GO): neuronal cell body; cytoplasmic stress granule; neuron projection
Molecular function (GO): mRNA binding; double-stranded RNA binding
Source: RefSeq, a predicted model, not a curated record
UGAGUUCCAUCAUCAUGGAUCAUUGUUUAUUGGCUGAAAUAAAGUGCAAGGAUGUAUUGAACUCUCUAUUCUAUGAUAAUUUCAAAAAGAAAUUGUGACAAUGGCUAAGAAAUAUUCUAGUUUGAAAAUUCAUCAACCAGCUAUAAUAAACGACCAACAACGGUUAUGUAACAUUCAUCAAGGAUUCAAUCCAUUUCUUGAUCAGUUAACCGUUAAAGAUGCUAUGAGCAUGAUAAAUGAGCUAUGCCAUCUUCAUAAAAUUAAACCUGAAUAUGAGUUGAUUGAUGUUCAAGGUCCAGAACAUAAUAAAAUAUUUACUGUUUAUGUAAAGCUUGGUGUAUCAGAAAAACAUAAUGGACAAGGUAAUUCGAUAAGAAAUGCUCAACAAAAUGCGGCUUUAAAUGCGUUGGGAAAAACUCGACUGAAAUUUCCAAAUUCAGGUCAAAAGCAACAUAACAGACGUAAACUUCAAUGGAAUAACCAAAAUCAUCUUACAUAUCCACAAAAACCAAAACAAAAAUUUGAAUCAUCCGAAAAAUCGUUCAUUGGGAAUGGCAUUCAGCCUCAUUAUCAUGUUGAUGGAUCAUUUCAGUCAUCAGUGCAAGCACCUUCAAAGAUUACAACAACAAUGAAUCCUUCGAUUUCGUUUACAAAAACAUUACCUUAUCAAAAUCAAUUUCAUCAUCAUGUUCCUCUUUUUCAACCUUCAAACAUACCGGUAUAUCAAAAUAUUCCCACAAACAUUACUUAUUUUCAUCCUACAUAUUUCUGUGAUCCAUACACUUGCAAACAAUAUUUAGUGUAUGAACUUGUUAAUCCUGGUCAUAUUCCGGUAGUAGCUCAUCCAUUCGUUCCAAAUUUACAAUCGACUUCAUCAUCAAAGUCAAAAGUCAAAAUUGAGUCUGAAAUUAAAGAAAGACAAUUGAAUAUUGAUGUUUACGAAGCUUCGGUAGAGUUUAAUGGAGUUAAAUUUUGUGGUCAGGGAAAAACGCGUCCAGAAGCAAGACAGAUUGCCACCGAAAAAGCGCUCAAGCAUAUUAAAUCUAAUCUAUUCGCCGAAAAUUCUCCUGAAAAUUCCACGAUCUCAUCAGAAAAUCCAAGAUCGAAUAUCAAUAAUUCUUUGACCGAUCCAAUAUCCACCUUGAAUCAUUUAGUAUCACGAAAUCGAUAUAAAAUAAAUUUCAUUCAUGUAGAUUCGUAUGGACCAGCUCAUAUUCCUGUUUUCGUCUCUAAAUGUCAAUUGUUUGAUGCACAAAAUAAUGAGAAAUUAUUAAUCGAAACUGAAGGUCGUGAUCAUUCGAAAAAAUUAGCAAAAAAACAAGCUGCACAGAAUAUGUUGGCUAAAAUCGAUAAUGAUAAUAUCAAAAAUAUUUUAUACAAAGAACACCCGAAAUCGGCUGCAGUAUUGAGUCGCGAUCUUGAUUUCAUAUCUAACAAGUCAUUAACGCUUCUUUAUGAUUUAGCUAGAAAUAUGUCGCUACGUAGUCCGGCAUUCAAUUACUUCUUACUGAAUUCAAAUGAUUCAAUUGCCAAACGUUUUAUCCAACAAAUCGAAUCGAAAGGUCAGAUUCAUCGAGUCGAAUGUACAUUAUUUUUCGAACAAAAUACAACUGAUAAAUUUAUAUUCUGUAUGAAAACAGUGGGAUUUUCAUUGACACAACGUAUGGCUAAACAGAUUGCUGCAUUUAUCUGUCUUUUGCGAUUAGGUCUUGAACCGCCACGAUUCGAUUUAACUGAUGAAUUAUUUGUUGAAUCUCUUCGAUUUUCACUCGAAGCAACUAAUGUCAACAUAGAAUUUCCUAAUGAAGAAAACAUACGUAAAUUUUACGACAAACGAACAACCAUAGACGUAUUUUAUCGAGAUGAAUUCAUUGAAAACUUUAAUGAAAAUCGAAAUUUUGAAAUUAAUAAAAAAUUUGUUUUGUUUGUUGCAAAAAAAUUCUACUAUUAUUCGCUGAAGCAUUCAACAACCAAAAGUAUUGAUGUGAUAAGUGAAAAAAUACCAUUUUUGUUCGUAAAUUUCGAAAAAAAUUACCAAUCAACUAAAUUCCAACAUUUCAGUGUGCAAUCGAUACAGAAAUUACUAUCGACAUUGGAUAUGAAAAAAUAUUGGAAUCAUUUGCAAUUUAUCGCCAAAUUGACAACACUUGGAAUCACCGAUACGUCGAAAUCGGCCAUAGAAUUUAAAUGUCACACAUGUCGAAUUGAUGAUUCACAUAUUAUAGCCUUUCUAAGUGUUCGAUUCGAUAGCUUAAAUUUUGAUUUAAUUCAUAAACAUUACAUAACAUUUGGCUUUGGAUGUGAUGAUGAUAAAGCUCGUGAAGCAGCAAGUCUACGUGCGCUAUACAAAAUUUCCAUCAAUGCAUACAAAAAAUCAAUGGAGGUGUCGAAUUCGAAUCCCAUUACGGUAGAUUUGCCAACGACUAUUGAUUGCAUUCAAGAAAAUAAAGAAAAAUUACAACCAAAUCAAACAAAUUCAAAACCAUCAUUGAAUCAAAUGAAAAGUAAAUCAGUGAUAUCAAGAAUGUAUCAAAUAUGUCGAGAUCUAUCCAUACGAAAACCUGAAUUCAUUACAAAUAAUUGGAAUAGUGAUUUAUUAAGUACUCAAUGUAUAAUUCAUUUCCGUCAAGAUUCAAAUAAACUAGCUGGUAAACUUACAAUAUUGGCCAUAUCGAAUAGCAAGCGAUCGGCACAAACAAUUGCUGCAUAUAUGUUCUUGUCAAUUGCAAAUGUUUCCAAAUUAUCAUUGUCGCAAUUGGAUGCGUUUAGCAUUCCUGAUUUUGAAAAAUAUUUAAAAUUUUCUCUUGAAAAUGUUUCCAACCCUGAAAUCAUCAGUCUAGUCAUGACUUCGAAAUUACAAUUUACACCGAUUAUCUAUAGUGACGAACAAAUUGAAGAUAUUAAUCGAAACAUUGAGUUCAUUGAAACUUUGCUAAAAGAUGUUUAUAGUUCAUAUUUGAAAAAUCAAAAACGUAGUGAUCCAAGCUGUCUUGUUCAACGUGUUGAAGAUAAACUAUUUGAAUAUCAUAAUCACCGAAAACAAAUGUUGGAUCAAAGUGAAUCGUUUGAUAGAUGGAGCGAACACAUAAGAAAAUGGAUUAAUGAAAAUUUGACCGACAAAUUUAAUCGACAAAAAUAUUGGGACCAUUUGCAAUCAAUUUCUUUGAUUGCUUCUACAUUGAAUUCCAAUCUAGUCACACCUAUCGAACCAUUUAUUUUUGAAUUCAAAUGUCGAUUACUACAAAUUGACAUCGAAAAUGAUGAUCAUGAUCCUACCAAUCAAAAAGGAACAAUUGCAGUGAUAACACUUCAUUGUUCAUCGAAAGAAUUUUCCGAUCGUUUUGCUUUAUUGCAAAAAGAAUUUCUUAGUUUUGCAAUUGAUUAUGAUGAAAAUGAAGCACGUGAAAUUGCCAGCUAUAAAGCUCUUCGUUAUCUUUCAAUUAAUUUAUGGAAAUCUAUUUGUUAAAAUAAAUAAAUAAUUAGAAUGUGUGUUGAAAUUUUUUGAAUUUUGAAUAAAAUCCUA